Vanessa atalanta (red admiral) is the source of this 2007-nucleotide messenger RNA. RefSeq lists its product as uncharacterized. NCBI's taxonomy places the organism in Eukaryota, Metazoa, Arthropoda, Insecta, Lepidoptera, Nymphalidae. Gene Ontology annotation, molecular function: nucleic acid binding. Gene Ontology annotation, biological process: DNA integration. Bases 1 to 2007 code for a protein of 668 amino acids. The transcript has 3 exons. The record is from RefSeq and is a predicted model, not a curated record.
AUGACAUUGGCGGCUUACGACUUCACGGUCGAGUUCGUGAGGUCCGCGGAGAACUGUCAGGCCGAUGCACUGUCCAGACUUCCAUUGCCACGCUCAUCUGUUGGACAAGGCACAAAGGAAUGCGAGGCAGCGACUUACUUGAAUUUUGUGCAAGAUAGUUUCCCGCUCAGUUUUAAAGAUAUCAAAACUGAAACGGCAAAAGAUCCCAUUUUAAGCAAAAUGUAUGGUUACGUCUUGCACGGCUGGCCGCCGGCCGUGGAUAAGGAGUACAAUGCGUACUUCAGGCGUAAAGAAAAUAUCUGUAUCGAUCAAGGCUGCCUAUUGUGGGGCUACAAAAUAAUAAUACCAAGGACGUUGCAAAACGCUAUUCUAAAAGAGAUUCACGAUGGACAUCCGGGUAUUGUUAAAAUGAAGCAAAUAGCUCGUAACUACGUUUGGUGGGCGACUAUAAACGCGGAUAUCGAGCGAGCGGCGCGCGAUUGCGGCGCGUGUCUCGCGGUGCGGCCCGAACCGCCACCGGCUCCGCUCCAUUCGUGGCCGUGGCCGGUUGAGCCGUGGUCCCGUCUUCAUGUCGACUAUUUGGGGCCCUUCAAUAAUAAAUAUUAUCUUGUUAUUAUUGAUGCUCACUCUAAAUGGAUCGAAGCUGAAAAGGUCAGCAGCACGUCGGCGGCAAACCUCAUUUCUAUUCUUAGGAAAAUAUUUGCCCGUUUUGGAUUACCAAAAAGAAUAAUUAGUGAUAACGGCCCGCCUUUCACGUCAGCGGAGGUCGCAACGUAUUUCCAACGAAAUGGAAUAGGGCAUACGCUUUCGGCUCCGUACCAUCCCGAUAGCAAUGGAGCGGCUGAAAAUGCAGUGCGCUCGGUAAAAAGGGCUUUAAAAAAGGCUUCUUUAGAAAACGAGGACGAGGAUACUGCUUUAAGUAGAUUUUUAUUCUCGUACCGGAACACCGAACACAGUACGACCGGGCGGGAACCGUCGGUGGCGUUGCUCGGCAGGCGGCUCCGAGGGCGCCUCGAUCUGCUACGGCCCGAUACUGAUGAGCGCGUCCGCGACCGGCAACUAGCUAGCGAGCUGCGUCGAGACACACCGUUGAGAGUUGUGGCUCCCGGAGACUCAGUGUUGAUUCGAGACUACUCUAGGCGCAAUCGGAAGUGGGCGGAAGGAGUAGUUCUAGAUCGUUCGAGUCCGGUGUCGUACUCCGUCAAAACGAGUGACGGUCAAAUACACAAACGACACGUGGAUCAGAUAAUGUGCGAUAAAAAUCGUAAAUCACGCUUCUCCCUCACAAAAAUUGAGGCCUGCGAUAGGCCUAGACUGAGUGUAGAAGCAGAAGAUGGUAGUGAGGCUAGAGAGCCGAGGGGGAAGGAAGAGUUGGCCAAUCGUUCGUCUCCAGAAAAGAGCCCGAGCUCAUCUACGGACCAAACGUCUCCGGUUGCGCCGCCAAUCGUGCUACGGACUUGUGCUCCCGAGUUGGCGCCGGUCUUAACGCGCCUUUUCCGGCAAUCCUAUGCAUUCGGCGUCGUCCUGAAAUCCUGGAAGACUGCUUUGGUGCAUCCGAUCCCUAAAAAGGGCAACCGCUCAGACCCGUCCAAUUAUAGACCUAUAGCCAUCACCUCAUUGUUCUCCAAGGUAAUGGAGUCCAUUAUAAACUGCCAGCUCCUGCGGUACCUAGAGGAGUACCAGCUGAUUAGCGACCGCCAGUACGGUUUUCGUCGGGGUCGCUCAGCCGGUGAUCUUCUAGUUUACCUUACUCAUAGAUGGGCGGAAGCAGUUGAGAGCAAGGGGGAGGCAUUAGCAGCCAGUCUGGACAUAGCGAAGGCCUUCGAUCGCGUGUGGCACAAAGCGCUUCUUUCGAAGCUUCCUGCCUAUGGGCUUCCCGGGAAAUUAUGCAAUUGGAUUACCAGUUUUUUGGCAGAUCGGAGCAUCAAGGUCGUUGUCGACGGUACAUGCUCGGACUUAAAAUUCGUCAAUGCUGUUGGUACUGGAGCUGGUGCUCCUUCCAUUUGA